Symbiodinium pilosum is the source of this 1791-nucleotide messenger RNA. The record is from the annotation of a GenBank genome assembly. Lineage: Eukaryota; Dinophyceae; Suessiales; Symbiodiniaceae.
AUGAUUCUCCAAAAAAGGCGCCAGUUCAGAUCGAUCACAGCGACUCUUUCCGAGAAGGUCACCUCCAUCACCGUCAAUGCAGACCCGCGGGACUGGCGCAAUGCCUUGGCCUGCGUCCUUCAGGAGAUCCGUGCCAUUUGCGACUAUGGCAUCACCGAGAGUGAGAUGAAGCGAUACAUGGACGCUAUGCUGAAGGACGUGCAGAAGGGUGUGCAGGAGAACGACACAGUGCCCUCAGAGGAUCACCUCAACUUCAUCAUGACCAGUGACGUGUUCGACCACGUCGUUAUGCAUCCAGAGCAGUCCUAUGCAGCCUUCAAGGAGGUUGCUCCCACAGUGACAAUGGAGCAGGUUCAUGCGACAGCCAAGUGGAUGUUGGGCUUCAUUGGCUAUUACGGAUUCGCCACUGCGCCCCCGGUGACUGCUAUCGUUGUGUGCACACCAACACAGGUCUACGAGGAGCACACGGGGAAAUGGAUCCCGUUCAGCAUCACGGAGCAGGAGAUCAUUGAGCUGCUGAUUUCAGUUCCUGACAAGACCAAGGAGGAAGCACUCAACCAGGUUGACGUCCCGGAAAGUCUGCUUGAAGGAAAGAAGUUGGAGAAGCUGCUGCCGCCAAAUCCCAUUGACGCUGUGACAGCCUGGAGGGCCUCCUCCCGAAAGGUGGAUGAUGCCACCGGAAUUGUGCAGCUGAUGCUGCCCAACGGAGCUCGUGUCAACUACGCAUGCACUCCGAACGAAUCUCAAGGAACGAUGCGCAUGCUGGUUCCGGGUGGUCGGUCCUCCGACGAAUCCGACGAGCUCGGAUCGGCGAUGGUUGGCAUCCGGACAAUUUCGGAAUCAGGAGCUGUCAGCGACUUUUCACGGGAACAGAUUGAGUUGUUCGCAGUCUCAAACUUGAUGAGCGUUCAUCUGGACUUGAACCUCGAGUUUUGCUACAUUGACGCGAACUUUACCAACACCACUGGUGGUCUGAAUGCCGUGCUUGAGCUGCUGCAUCUUCUCUUCCAGGAGCCGCGCUGGGAGGUGCCGGCGUUCGUGCGCGCCCAGCAGGCUUACAAGGCUCAAGCCUAUGCUGUCCAGAAGUCCCUGGAGCAGAGCACCAUGGAUCGGCUGAUGCGGAUGAUGUACUCGGACCCUCGAGUGUCCGAAGCAAAGAUCGAAGACCUGAACAAGCUCACCUUGGCCAAGGUGCGCAGAGCGGUGAGCGGGCAGCUGAGGCCACAGGACCUGGAAAUCAAUUUGGUUGCUGACUUUGAAGGCAGAGGCCAUGGCAAGAUGGCAAGUGUCGAGGGUGGACUCAGUACCGGCAAGCAUCGCGAGGAGGGAGAUGUCGAACCAGAGGAGGUGGAGCUUCCUGAAGCGGCAAAGCAGCGGAGGUUCUUGGAGCUUGAUGAGGCUCUGUGGAAGUACCUUGGAUCCCUCCCGGCCAGUGAAGUUGAGCAGGUCAAUCUUGCCCGCCAUCCGCAAAUCAACAAGGGCGAGGAGAUGUCCCCAGAAGACAGGCAACGAUCCGCACACAUUGAGGACAGCGACGAGCGCGCUGUUGCCAACAUUGGCGGGGGUGCUCCGAACCGCUGGGGCAAAGGUGACCAGUACCACCAGCAGAUCAUGGAGACAAAGGGCUUCUCCUGGGAUGCACCUAACUCCAAGCUCAAGGAUCAUCCGCUCUAUCCAUCAAUGUGCCUCAUGGCCAUGCGUGAGGUCAUCAACACACGUCUUUUCUCCACUGUGAGAGAUUCACUGGGCUUGUCUUACGACUGUGCCCUGGCAUGCUUGCUGUUUGCGUGA